This is a messenger RNA of Anastrepha ludens (Mexican fruit fly), 5558 nucleotides long. RefSeq names its product steroid hormone receptor ERR2 (gene ERR). Gene Ontology annotation, molecular function: sequence-specific DNA binding; nuclear steroid receptor activity; DNA-binding transcription factor activity. Gene Ontology annotation, cellular component: nucleus. The transcript has 3 exons. The record is from RefSeq and is a predicted model, not a curated record. Gene Ontology annotation, biological process: regulation of DNA-templated transcription. Bases 482 to 2080 code for a protein of 532 amino acids. NCBI's taxonomy places the organism in Eukaryota, Metazoa, Arthropoda, Insecta, Diptera, Tephritidae.
CCUUUAUGUGUAUUCGCUUAAUUUGCUAAGUAUUUUUAUUUCCGAAACUAUACUUCUGGUAUGUUUUAUUCUUAAUUUUAGUAAAAAGUAAUGCAUUGUGAAUAAUGAAGUUGAAAGUGUAAAGAAAUUAAACAGUGGCUUUUAAUAUCACAGUACGUGAUAGUUAGUGCUUAUCCAUACCAGGCGAAGAUAGUAGGGGAAAAAAUCGAUGUAUGCAAAUUACAUUGUACAAAAUAUUAAUCUUUGGAACGUUCGCCAAGUGCAUCUAAAUAAAUUAUUUCAUUUAACUGCUGGGUAUAAUAAGACGUUUGAGUUAAGUGUGCUUUAGAAACUCAGAAUUGGUUGCUUCUAUGAAGCAGGAAAAUCAUCUCUUAAAAAAAUAUCGCUUCUACAAAAACAUAUCUUAUGUUUGGAUAUUUAAAUAAGGAAGCCAAAAAAUACGAACAACUAAAACUCAAAACCAGGAAUAAAAGCUUCUAAAAUGUCCGAUAGCAGUGUGUUGCAUAUAAAACAGGAGUUGGAUAUCAGCACAUCAUGUUGCAGUCCAAGCACCUCCACAACAUUAGGUGUUAAUCGGUCUAAUUCGUAUUCGAACGGGACCAGCGGUAGUACAAGUAGCACUACCAGCAGUGGCAGUAUUGCAAGCGGUGGAGGCACAGGCGGGAAUACAUCUACUAGCGGUAAUAAAUCAUCACCUUCCGUGUCCCCAGAGCGACAGCUUUGUAGCUCAACUACUGCGUUAUCGGCUGACUUGCACAGCGUCACUUUGACUGGCUGUGAAGCAAGUAUACCGAUUACAUUGAAAGAAACUGAUUGUGGUGGAGACAAUGGAAAUUCUAUAACCAAUAGCAGUAACUCUAUGAACGGUGGUGGAGUCACAACCGGUGGGUCAAUACGUGACGAAUUGCGUCGCCUAUGUUUGGUGUGCGGUGAUGUGGCGUCAGGAUUCCAUUACGGCGUGGCCAGUUGUGAGGCUUGCAAGGCAUUUUUUAAGCGUACAAUACAAGGAAACAUUGAAUACACGUGUCCCGCUAAUAAUGAAUGCGAGAUCAAUAAACGGCGGCGCAAAGCAUGCCAGGCGUGUCGCUUCCAGAAAUGUUUGCUCAUGGGCAUGUUGAAGGAAGGUGUACGUUUAGAUCGGGUGCGUGGAGGUAGACAAAAGUACCGCCGUAAUCCAGUUUCAAACUCAUACCAAACAAUGCAGCUACUUUACCAGUCUAAUAGUACCUCCCUUGAAGAUAUCAAAGUCCUAGAGAUCCUAAACGCUUACGAACCAGAUACCCUAACGGUUCAACAGCUACCACAACAACCGCAUACCACUACAGAUGGCAAAGUCACCCAGAAUCGCUUAAUUAAGUUGGAACAUAGUAAUUGUGGAAGUGGUGCCAGUAAUAAUAGUAGCAACAGUGAGAUAUUAUCUUCCAGUUUGGCAGCACCAACUUCUCAGCCAAUAUGCAUUUUUCAAAACAACAAUUGUGAUACAGGCGAAGUUCUCGCCAUGCUCAGUGAUCUUUAUGAUAAGGAGCUAGUAAGCGUGAUUGGCUGGGCUAAACAGUUACCCGGCUUCACUGAGCUGCCACUAAACGACCAGAUGAAGCUUUUACAAGUAUCAUGGGCGGAAAUACUAACACUGCAGCUAAGCUUUCGUUCUUUGCCAUUUAACGGACGGUUAUGUUUCGCCACAGAUGUAUGGAUGGACGAAUUGCUUGCUAAGGAGUGCGGCUUCGCUGAAUUUUAUUAUCACUGCGUACAAAUCGCUCAGCGUUUGGAACGGUUAUCACCACGGCGAGAGGAAUAUUAUCUGCUUAAAGCAUUGAUUUUAUCAAAUUGUGAUAUUUUGCUAGAUGAUCAAAGUUCGUUGCGUGCAUUUCGUGAAUCGAUACUUAAUUCAUUAAAUGAUGUUGUGUGCUUAUUGCGUUACGGAUCAGCCGUUUCACAUCAGCAGCAAUUACUAUUGUUGCUUCCAGCAUUGCGUCAAGCAGAUGGUAUAUUACGUCGUUUUUGGCGCGACAUUUGUCAUGAGGGUAAAAUAACAGUAAAAAAAUUGUUCGUUGAGAUGCUUGAACCUGUAUCCAGGUGAGAAUGACCUUCUGCAGGGCGCAAGAUAUGAAUGUUGCUGUAAAUAAAUAAUUCUCAUACGCAAUGGAAAAACAAUUUGGCGUGAACAAAGCAAUAGUAGAUAAAUAAAACAGAAACUCAAUGUAGUGGUAGGGAAUAUAAAUUCUUCGAUUGUGUAUCGGUGAGAGUGCUUGUGGCGGGGCUUUCAAGGCUUGAGUUUUGUACGUAAACAUAUCGAAUUUAGUACUAAUUAUAAAAUUUGUAUGCGAAUUUGCCGUUUAUAUUAUUGGUUUGGAAAAAAUGAAUCACACAUACAAAUACAAAUUUCAUAAUUCUUCUUUCCUUGAAUAAUUAACAAUUCUUUCGAGAGAUGAAACUCGUUAUUUUGUUUUUAAUUUGGCAAAUGUUACACUUAAGAUGUACCGCAGCGAGGACCCAUUUUUUUACAAAAUUAAAAUAAAUAUAAAUGAGUUUCAAUAAACGCGUUCAUGCAAACUAUUAAUUAUUCUGAAUGGUCACAUGUGUUCAAUUUUCGUAACUUAUUUGGAAAAUAUUUUGGUUGGGUUUAUUGGAUACCAUCAUCUAUUGUUUAGAAAUAAUAGAGACUGAUGCUUUGUAUUAGCGCGCCCUUGAAGUCAUCUAUAUUUCGGGUAUGAUAUUGCAUACUAUAUAUAUAUAUUCUUAUAUAUAUAUUGUAUACCGUUAUGAAUUUAUAAAAUAUGGAAUACUAUACAUAUAAUAAAAAUUUCAACUUUUGCAUACAAAUUUUCAUAAGGAACUCGGUUUUUCUUUCUUUCAUUUAACAACUUAGAAAAUUACCCAUAAUCUAGCCCUACUCUGCUUCAAAAUCAUCUAAAUGCAGUAUUCCUAAAUGAAAUAUAACACAAAUGACAUGCAUUUCUAAACAUUAUUCAACGAUUGCACCUUAAUAUAUAUAUGUACAUAUAUUGUAUUAAGAGUGAUCCAUUCGCAUUUUUCAAAAUAUUGGGAUACGAAAAUCAGACCAUGAAGUUUUUAAAUGAUGUAAACAACCAAAAAUGGCAUUUACUUGUAUACACAUACAUAUAAGGCUUAUUCGAGACAUGUAUAAAAUAAACGUUUGCAACCCUGUACCAAAUGCUAAACGGAUACCUUUUUAGGUAAAGGGAAUACGUGUGUAAAUCAAAAUAAUGAAGUUUUCUAUAAAUAUUUCAAGACAAUUUCGAUAUUGACCGUAAUUGAAUAAGACAAAUAAAGGAAUGAAACAAGCGUGCAAACAAAUUUUUUAUGAUACAGAUUUAAAAGCCAUUGCGCGCAACAAGAGAUGAAUUUUUGGCAGUUAGAAAAUUAUACUUUGCCGAAGCUGCCAGAAUUUCUCAUCGAACGUGACACUUGAAGAUAUCGGGCGCAACACUGCUGUUGUCAUUGCAACUCGAGCAAGCCCAUAGUGUACGUUUUGGGUUUCAUAUUAGGCUCGAAUUAAAAAUAAAUAUCAUUAUAUAUAAGAAGAUGUUGGCAAUCUAAAUCAGUACGAACAAAACGGACACGUGCGAGCGGUCUGUCAUUUGUGACUAUGCGCUCGAACAAUGUGAUAAGUAGUAACAAAAUUUGAGUUCCGAAUGUUUGCAUACAUAUGUACAUAUAUGUAAGUACUUGCUUACCAACAUUUGCUAGUACUUAUGCGCUCAUAACUGAAAUGGCAUUAAAAAUUAUACUCGUAAGAUACUUAUAAAAAAGGCAAACGACAGACUUUAAUUUUUAUUUCAGCUCACCUCCUCAUGUUACAGUGUAAAUUUUCUUACAAUUUCGAUUUCUCUAAAUCAUAAGUAACGGCCUAUGUUUUUGGGGUUUCAAUAUAGUGUACUUUUGGAUGAAGCCAAAGAUUUUCUUACACGGUUGAAGCGUAGGGUCUAGCGAGGAUUUUUAAAUCAUUCGUAAAUAAAAUAUAAAUCAUUCGUGCACACAUAAACGAAUAAACAGAGCAUGAACAUCCAGCUAAGCCGUUUAUUGCUCAAGAAAACUUUCAAGCCAUACACAGGAUUCUACUAUAAACUUCAACCGUCACAAACAAGCUUGUAUAUACGUUGUUAUUUAUUUUAUAGUUUACCGAUUGAAAUGCUUUGCCCUGAUAUACUAUGUAUUUCAUAUUUUAAUGCAGUUAUAAUUCUUUAUCAUUAAUCUUUAGAAAAUGUGUGAAAUGGAAGAAGAAAAUUCAGAUUUCUGCAAAUUAUUUUCAUCUAAUAGUCCUGAAUUAGUCAUGUAUUUAUGUAUGCAUAUGUACAUAUGUACUUGGUAUGUAAUUGAAAGCCUAAAGCCUAAAGCCUAAGCAAAAAAUGUGAAACCCACAAUUCAUAUUUAUGUCUCUUUAAAUAAGAAAUGCAAGACCCUAAUCGCGUUUCGUGUUGGUCUAAUGAUAAGCAUAUUUGAAUAGAACAAUAACCCCAACCCCCGUUACUGUAAAACUUACGGAAUACGAGUACAUACAUACAAGCCUGCUUUAUCACACUCAUUUACAUAAAGGUGAAAAUAUAGCGAUAAAAAACAUGUAUACGUAUGUACAAUAUAUGUAUAAAAGUACAUAUACCUACUUAUAUGUAUGUAAAUAAGUAUAACUACUUAUAAAAUAUUUGUCUAUUAAGUAUUGUACUUUAUAGUAGAAUCUUUGUAAAUAAUAUUGAAAUUAGUUUAAACUGAGAAUCAAGUAGUUUGUAAGUGGUAGCAAUGUAUGUACAUGUAAAGUGUUAUGCAAAUACAAAAGGGCUGGCAAAUUCGAAUUUCUUUGUUAAACUCAAGUUAAACACAUAUUUUGAAUGGAAAUUCAAUACAUAAUAUUUUUAUUGGCAGACGAACAUAUAAAAGAGGGUCUACAAUUUUUGAUUUAUAUACAAUAUUAUCCAAAUAAUAAAUCCAAAUAAUUUAGUGAAAUUUCCGAUGACAUUCAGACAUAAUUAAGUCCACAUCUCGGAUAUUUUAGCGGCCAAAUUACUGCAAAAUAUCGUGAAGUUUUUCUUCCCGGAAUUCGGUUAUGCAAUAAAUUUAUUAAUUCUCACCGUCCACAAAUCGCUAAAGGCUAAAAAACGUUGCUAACAUAUCUCGAUAUUGCAAUUUAUUAAAGCUAAACUCAUUUCUUGCUGCAUUUUCAAAAAAAUGAACUAAUUACACGACCAGCGAUACUUUCAGUUGCAUGGUCCAUCCGUGAUCGUGCACUGGUGCCUUGUAACCGUGUCAGCUAACUCGAAUUUCGCGGUUAACUUUUUCAUCGCGUGCUCAUCUAUAAUUUUCGUAGUUGAUUUUAAUUAUUCUUAUAUGUUUAUCAAAAUAAUUUUAGUAAAUUGUAGAUUAGCUGUUAACUGGGACGGCUGUUAAAACAAAGCAAUGCUAAAAAAGAAAUUCGCACUUGAAAGGCCCUGUAGAUGCAGAGUAUAUAGUAGGUACAUAUUUCAGACUUUGGCGAACAAUUUGUAUUUGUAUACUUUUGAAAAUAAAACAAUAGAGCCAUGGAGCUUUUUCGUUGAUUUCAA